ACCUCGUCCACCAUCACCACCUCGUCCACCUCCUCGCCCCUGCCGGCAGCUCGUACGUGAACCGGGUGGAGGCGCGGGUGGCAGCACAUCUCAUCAGCUUCAUGCUGUCGCGUCCGGAGGAUCGCUGGCUGGGAGUCAUCACCCCCUACCUGGCCCAGAAGCACCUCAUGGCGAAGAUGCUGGCCGACAGCCUCGGAGGAAGAGCCAGGCACGUGGACGUGAACACGGUGGAGGGAUUCCAGGGCCAGGAGCGUGACUACAUCGUGGUGACGUGCGUGCGCGCGCACAGCUCCUCCGCCAGGGGAAUCGGAUUUCUGGCGGAUCGCAAGCGUCUAAAUGUGGCGCUCACGCGCGCCAAGUACUCGCUCAUCAUCGUGGGCCACCUCCGAACACUCCAGGUUAUCGAGGACUGGAAGAGCCUCAUCAGCAACGCCCACUCGCGGGGCGCCAUCGUGAGCACCACCGAACGCGACUUCGAGCACGACCUCCGCAGGGUCAUGAAGCCGGCGGCGGCGGCGGCGGCGGCGGCACCCAAGCACCCGCGACAACAGCCCCUGCUUCCGCCGCUUCCGCCGCUUCCGCUUCCGCCGCUUCCGCCGCUUCCUCCCGACGAACCCUGGCACGAGCGGAAUGUCGUCAUCAGGCGCCGCUGUUCCGCCGACGACGCCGGGAGGCUCUCCACCUCGUCGGCGCCGCCCUGCAGCAUCCUCAAAGCCAGCUGCGGUGGCAGCGGCACCAAGCAGCCGUUCCGAUCGGUGCGCUUCAACAUCCCGCCAACUUCCACCGCCGCCGCCGCCGCUUUGCUGGGAUUGCCGCUCCCACCGGCAGUCGGGGAGCGGACGGAGCGUGGGGGCGGCGGCGGGGGCGGCGGUAGGGGCGGUAGGGGCGGUAGGGGCGGCGGCAGGGGCGGAGGGGGCGGUAGGGGAGGCUCCACCCCGCCGUAGCCGAGCAACAAGCGCGGUGGACGCUUUUGUUUUUGGGCGCCCAAAAUCGCGCUGCGGGCGGGCACGCACGUUGAAGGACGAAAACAACAGCGGCGGCAAGCAGUCCUGAAGGCGGCAGGGUGCGUUCCAGACGGCCCGCGGGAGCAGCGCGUCUGGAAGCGCCGCCGCCGCCGCGCGACGGUGAUGCAUGCGGUGACCGCCGUGCGAAGGCGAGCCAAAAGCCGCCGUUGCUGCUGGGAGGAUGACGCCCGCCGGAAUUUGCGCGGUGAUGUUGGUUUUUUUAUUGCUCCUCGACGAGGAGCCGGGAAGGAGGAGGGAGACGAAGGGUGAAACAGCACAGGUUGUGCCGCAGUUGUAAAUACAUUGGGUUGUGGCAAUCAAGUUCGGUUAUUGUUGCUACGGUUUGUGUUAAUUUUUUUAAACGGUUUAUUUUUUUGUUGGGGGCCGGGGGGGGUGGGGAGGCACUUUCAAUUCCUGGUACGCGAUGAUGCCGAAAGAUUGUCGCCUUUGUGUGCCCCUCCGCUCUUCUCGACUGGAGGUUACGUGGUGGGGUGGGCAGGGCCCGGGGUUAACGUGUCGCCGGGAGACCUUUGUCGACGUGACGUUUUACGCACGCAAGCAACGCCGAGUAAGAAAAAUAUAUAUAUUUUUUUGCGAGGGUGGUGGAGGUGGGGCGGUUUUAAUUUUUCACGGGAACCCCGGGGACUUCGGCUCGCGCACACGGACGGGCCGCCGACGCUCUGCUCGCAUUCCUCGUUCUCAUUUUGCGGAGGGAGUGCCACAACCACGGCCCGCGGUGGCUAAAAGAGGUUCACUGCCUCGCCCGGUACGCAGGAGGUGUCGUGGGUUCUGAUCCCGAUCCUGACGCCGCCUGUGUAUUUGGAGUUUGCGUGUCUCUCCUGAUCAUAAUCAUCAUCACGGUCGU
Petromyzon marinus (sea lamprey) is the source of this 1869-nucleotide messenger RNA. NCBI's taxonomy places the organism in Eukaryota, Metazoa, Chordata, Hyperoartia, Petromyzontiformes, Petromyzontidae. The record is from RefSeq and is a predicted model, not a curated record.